Messenger RNA from Colletes gigas, 4461 nucleotides. It is a transcript of the gene Ctr9, whose product is annotated as RNA polymerase-associated protein CTR9 homolog. The coding region runs from base 50 to 3814 and encodes 1254 amino acids. Gene Ontology annotation, molecular function: RNA polymerase II complex binding. Gene Ontology annotation, biological process: regulation of DNA-templated transcription. The transcript is spliced from 14 exons. The record is from RefSeq and is a predicted model, not a curated record. Lineage: Eukaryota; Metazoa; Arthropoda; Insecta; Hymenoptera; Colletidae. Gene Ontology annotation, cellular component: Cdc73/Paf1 complex.
UGUUGGCCACGCUACGUGACGCUACGUGAAAAUCAGUGACGAUGCCGCAAUGGCGGGUUCCAUAGAGAUUCCACUUCGUGAUACAGACGAGGUAAUAGAACUCUACCUUGAUCAAUUACCAGAAGGAGAUGAAGUUCUUGGAAUUUUACGCCAAGAACAUGCCCAGCUUAAUAUCUGGGUCAAUUUGGCCCUUGAAUACUAUAAACAACACAAAAUUGAAGACUUUAUUAAAAUACUUGAAUCUUCUCGGAUUGAUGCAAAUAUUGAUUACCGUGACUAUGAGAAAGAUCAAAUGCGUGCAUUGGACAUGUUGGCUGCUUACUAUGUCCAAGAAGCCAACAGAGAAAAGAAUAAAGAUAAAAAAAGAGAUCUGUUUACAAAAGCCACAUUACUGUAUACAACUGCUGAUAAGAUCAUUAUGUAUGACCAGAAUCAUUUGCUUGGCCGAGCUUACUUUUGCCUCUUGGAAGGCGAUAAAAUGGAUCAAGCUGAUGCCCAAUUCAAUUUUGUACUGAAUCAGUCUCCGAAUAAUAUUCCUUCUUUACUUGGUAAAGCGUGUAUAGCAUUCAAUAAAAAAGAUUACCGUGGUGCCCUUGCAUUUUAUAAAAAAGCUUUAAGAACAAAUCCGAACUGCCCAGCUGCUGUUAGAUUGGGAAUGGGGCACUGUUUUAUGAAAUUAAAUAACCAAGAAAAAGCGCGUCUAGCCUUUGAAAGAGCUUUACAAUUAGAUGGCCAAUGUGUUGGAGCAUUGGUCGGGCUUUCGGUUUUGAAACUGAAUCAACAACAGCCUGAUAGCAUCAAAACUGGAGUACAAAUGUUGUCUAAAGCUUAUACAAUUGAUUCAACAAAUCCCAUGGUGUUAAACCAUUUGGCAAAUCAUUUUUUCUUUAAAAAAGAUUACAACAAAGUGCAACACUUGGCACUCCAUGCAUUUCACAAUACUGAAAACGAAGCUAUGCGCGCGGAGAGCUGCUACCAGCUAGCCAGGGCAUUUCAUGUUCAAGGCGACUAUGAUCAAGCUUUUCAGUACUACUACCAGGCAACUCAAUUUGCACCUCCAGUUUUUGUAUUACCACACUUUGGCUUAGGUCAAAUGUAUGUUUAUCGUGGCGAUGCCGAAAACGCGGCGCAAUGUUUUGAAAAAGUGUUGAAAGCUCAACCAGGAAAUUACGAAACAAUGAAAAUUCUUGGAUCGUUAUAUGCUAACUCAAGUUCUCAGUCAAAACGUGAUAUUGCCAAAAAUCAUCUCCGAAAAGUAACAGAACAAUUCCCCGAUGAUGUUGAGGCGUGGAUUGAGCUUGCACAAAUAUUAGAACAAAGUGACCUUAAUGCAGCCUUAAACGCAUACGGUACUGCAACUAGAAUUUUAAAAGAGAAAGUUCAAGCGGAUAUACCACCCGAAAUUUUAAAUAAUGUUGGGGCUCUACACUAUAGGCUUGGAAAUUUAGAGGAAGCUAGAAAAAAUUUGGAAGAAUCUCUGGCACGUUCCAAAGCAGAUGCCUUACAUGAUUCUGUGUACUAUAAUUCAAUUGCCGUUACAACAACCUAUAAUUUGGCGCGUCUGAACGAAGCUUUAUGUAUCUUUGAUAAAGCAGAAAAGUUGUACAAAGACAUUUUAAAGGAGCAUCCAAAUUAUGUAGAUUGUUAUUUACGACUUGGCUGCAUGGCUAGAGAUAAAGGGCAAAUUUAUGAAGCAUCUGAUUGGUUUAAAGACGCUUUGAGAAUCAACAACGAACAUCCAGAUGCGUGGUCUCUUCUGGGUAAUUUGCAUUUGGCGAAGAUGGAAUGGGGACCUGGUCAAAAGAAAUUCGAGAGAAUUCUCAAAAAUCCAACGACAAGUACAGAUGCUUAUUCAUUGAUUGCGUUGGGCAACAUUUGGUUGCAGACUCUACAUCAAAGCGGAAAAGAUAAGGACCGAGAAAAACGUCAUCAAGACAGAGCAUUGACUAUGUAUAAACAGGUUUUACGAAAUGAUCCUAAAAAUAUUUGGGCAGCGAACGGCAUUGGAGCGGUAUUAGCACAUAAAGGAUGUGUGAAUGAAGCCAGAGAUAUUUUCGCUCAAGUUCGAGAAGCAACGGCAGAGUUUUGUGACGUUUGGUUAAAUAUCGCACACAUUUAUGUGGAACAAAAACAAUUUGUUAGCGCUAUUCAAAUGUACGAAAAUUGCCUUCGCAAAUUCUAUAAAUAUCACCACGUUGAAGUUCUGCAAUACCUUGGAAGGGCAUACUUUAAGGCUGGCAAAUUAAAGGAAGCAAAAUUAACAUUAUUGAAGGCUAGGAGGGUAGCUCCACAGGAUACCGUAUUGUUGUACAAUAUUGCACUUGUACUUCAACGUUUGGCAACGUACAUUUUGAAAGACGAGAAAUCGACUCUAACAACUGUGCUGCAGGCAGUUCACGAAUUGGGACUUUCACAUAAAUAUUUUCAAUAUUUAUCAACGCAUGGAGACAGGAUGGAACAGCUCGCAGAAGGAGAAGCCAGAAGAUGUCAAGAUUUAUUGUCGCAAGCACAAUAUCAUGUUGCUCGAGCUAGAAGAUUGGACGAAGAAGAGAAGAUGCUUAGAAGGAAACAAGAAGAAGAAAGACAAGCAUUCAAAAUGCGCCAGACAGAAGAACAAAGGAAGCUUGAAGAAAUGCGACGCCAGAAAGAAGAGGAGAUGUUACAGAAACGGCAAGAGUACGUUGAAAAGACUAAGAAUGCUUUGGUCUUUGGAGGUAUGCCUUCGGAGAAGGUAGGAAAGAAAGGAAAGAAGGUACGUACAGACCAGUACAUCAGCGACAGCGGUGGUUCAGGACGAGACGAAGGGAGAGAGGAAGCUCCAAGAGAACGGAAAUCACGUAAAAGGAAAGCAAGCGGGGAACGUAAGGAAAGAAAAGGCAAGGGUAAAGGGAAACGCAAGAAGGAUAUGUCGAGUGGUGAAAGUGGUUCAGAAAGUGAUCGACCUAAACCAAAACGUGGAAGGAAGAUUGGAAGUACUAAGAAGCACAAAGGUUCUCGAAAAAAUAAAUCCGAGCCUUCUAAGGGUAAAACUAGUUUCCUGUCCAAGGAAACGAUAUCGACCAGUGAAUCCGACAGUGAUUCGGGUGGUCUUAAAAUUGCUAGCGGGGGCGAGAGCGGCAACGAAAGUCGCCCACGUGGAAGCAGAAAAAUUACAUCCGAUUCCGAAGGUUCACGUGCAUCGCGUUCUAGGUCUCGUUCUAGAUCAAAAUCUAGAAGUCGUUCUAGAAGCAGUUCGCGAUCGCGAUCACGAUCACGAUCACAGUCGAGAUCACAGUCUCGUUCGCGGUCCAGGUCUCGAUCGGGAUCGAAAUCUAGAAGCCCCUCGCGAUCGAGAAGUCGGUCCGGAUCGAGAUCGGGCUCGGCGAAGAGUGGGUCCCGUUCAAGGUCGGGUUCUAGAUCAAGAUCAGGGUCGAGGAAGAGCGUGUCACGGUCAAGAUCGCGAAGUGGCUCAAGAAAAAGUGGGCCAAGAUCAAGAUCAGGGUCUAGGCACAGUGGAUCGAGGUCGCCUAGUGGUUCCAGAAAAGCAAUGUCAAGGUCUAGGUCAAGAUCGAAAUCGAGAUCGAGGUCAAGGAGUGGCUCGCAAUCAGGCAGAGAGGAACAUAGAUCCAGAAGCAAAAGUCGAUCGAAAUCUAAAUCUGUUUCGCGAUCGCGGUCCCGGUCGGGUUCAAGGUCAAAGAGUGGAUCUCGAAGUCGCAGUCCAAGUGGAUCAGCCAGGUCUGCUACUCCAGAAUCCAGAAAAUCGGUUUCUGGCAGCGAUGUCGGUUCCCGCCAUUCGAGUUCGGAAAGGGCUGGCGGUGGAAGCGAAAGUGAAUAAAUUCAUCAUUCGGUCGAAGAUAACUGUCGAUACACGUCAGAGAUACACUGUCGGGACGAAUCACAUAUAUACUUUUUUGUAAGAGUGAAUUUACAUAUGAAAUAUACAAUUUUCCCGAUAUUUCUCAACGGACGUUUUGAACACUCGCUGGAGAAAGUCCGUUACAAAAAGAUGGCGUGCGAGAGCUAUUGGCUGACCGUUCGAUAUCGCGCGUCUAUUUCGAUUAUCGAAGCGCGCGCCCUGGACGCGCUAAAACGAUCACGGAAUCGAUUGAUUUAAAUAUGGUAUUAUACAUUGCAGCGUAGAUGCGCAUCAAGGUAAUUUUUAUUUCGUACGCAAUCUGACAAGGUAUUAUUUAGUUUCAGUUUUUAACGGCGGAAAUAUGAUGACCGUAUCUUUUGUGUUCACAAUGUUUCGUACGUACUAUUAUUUUUUUUACAUACGAAUCAUAAUUUUACUAAAAAUUAUUACGAUUUCAUAUGUAAAUGAAUUUAAUUUGUAAACAGACGUUACUCUUCCUCAUCAUUAGUCUAUUGAUACUUUGUACAAUAAACAGAUAGUUUUAAUCGAUAUUAUACAUUGAAGUUGAUUAUUAUUAUUAAACAAAGUGCAAAAAAAUAUAGUAAAACCAUCCUUUCGAUUACGUU